Molecule: messenger RNA, 156 nt
Organism: Colletotrichum tamarilloi
Lineage: Eukaryota; Fungi; Ascomycota; Sordariomycetes; Glomerellales; Glomerellaceae
Exons: 2
Coding region: 1-156 (51 amino acids)
Source: RefSeq, a predicted model, not a curated record
AUGGCCGCGCCUGAACCGCGAAACCUGCGUGUCUGUAGAAUAUACGCGGGCAUGAUUGAGAUCGGACACAACUUGUACUACUGCUUCACAUGUGCCAAAGUGACGGGCCAUCCGAAGGCGCCAGGGGAUGCCAAGCUACCGAAGCACACCAAAUGA